Messenger RNA from Cannabis sativa, 1117 nucleotides. RefSeq lists its product as uncharacterized. The record is from RefSeq and is a predicted model, not a curated record. Gene Ontology annotation, molecular function: cysteine-type peptidase activity. NCBI's taxonomy places the organism in Eukaryota, Viridiplantae, Streptophyta, Magnoliopsida, Rosales, Cannabaceae. Bases 72 to 473 code for a protein of 133 amino acids. Gene Ontology annotation, biological process: proteolysis. The transcript is spliced from 3 exons.
CUGUAGAACUUAUUUUAAAUUUUGCAAUUCUUCAGUUUGGUUGUAAUUUCUGUUACUUGACAAGAUGAACAAUGCUUUUGCAGCAAAAAACUCUCGGUUCGUUUAAUGUGAAGAGGAUUGCGAAAGAACGGGAAUGGUCAAAACUGUUUUACGAAGACAACUUCCAAAAAUGCGUCAAGAUGUUUGUGCCGGUGUUGACUCUAGAAGGUGCACCACAUUGGUUUGGUGCCGAAGUUAAUAUGAAGUCCAAGUUGUCGACGUUGGACCUUUUGUUUGAGGAGAAUAGGUCGAAGAAUGUGACUUUCGUGGAUUUCGGAAUUGACAGGAAAGAUUACGGGCUUCCUCAACAAGACAAUGAUCGAGAUUGCGGUGUAUACGUCAUGAAGUACAUGGAGGCUGUGGCCAAUGAGGAAGAAGUAGUUGAUCAGGUAUACCACUGUUUAGUUAUUUCGGAAUGUACUACGCAAGUUUGAUUGAGAUUAACGUUAUGUAAUUUAAAUUUUAUUUGGUGUUGUACUGUCAAGUUGAUUAGAGUUAAUUACAUUUUGUAAGUUUUUGUUUUUGUUUUUGUUUCUGUAUUGUCCCACAGUUUCACCAGGUUGAGGCAUGUUUGGAAAUCGCUGCGAGGAUCAUAACUAAUGAACAAAAUGAAAUUCGUACCAUAGUGGUUGAAGAUCGUAGGGCUGCACAAGGCAGCUCAUUUGCAUCAUCCUCGGCCCCUUUGCGUAGUCCGUCAAAGUCUCCACGCGAUCCUCGGUUCAGUACAGCGAAGUCUCGCCAUGCAAUCAUGUUUCCCCCGUCAAGAGCCUCCCCUAGGUUUCAGUCUAGCAAGGCUAAGAUUUCAUAUGGUGAAUAGUCUGUAAAAAACACUUAUGUUAUUAAUAGGUUGUGUUAUUAGUGUGUUGUUUAGUUUGGAUUUGGGAGCAUUUGGAUUUAGACAUCUGUUUUUAUUAGUUCACGUUUGGAACUGGUUAUUAUGUUGAUAGACUUGUGUUUAUCUUAGUUUUGAGAAUAUAUUAACUUUGAGAUUGCACCAUACUUAGCAAAUCUUUGUAGUCACACCAUAACAACUCUUACAAUGUACCCAUACUUGAGAAGUACUUGAUUGUACUUCACA